Messenger RNA from Coregonus sp. 'balchen', 5229 nucleotides. Lineage: Eukaryota; Metazoa; Chordata; Actinopteri; Salmoniformes; Salmonidae. The record is from the annotation of a GenBank genome assembly.
ACCCUGCAGCACAUCAUAAUCCACCACCGAUUCACUACCCAUGUCCACACUGUUUCCACUGCGUAUGUGUGUGUUCACACUUAUGUGCGUCUCUGUGUGCAUGCAGUCAUUGAUGGUGCUGCACUAAGGAUAGACGACCGGCUUCGAGUGGCAAAAGAGAGACGAGAGGAGGCCGAUAGGCAGCAAGGUAAGAGCUCAGUCUGAAUUGUGGGUCCAUUUCUAUGGGUUGGUCAUAAUCCAUCAACAUUCUACUAGCUAUUAGCUAAGGUCUCAGGAGUCAGGCCUGUACACCAUUUUCUUUAAUGGGCCCAGUCUCUGACCGUUUCAUUCCCUAUCUACUCAUUGGAUUUGCAACAUACACAAGUGCACACAUUACAAGUCCUCAGAGGGCUUUCCUGUUGAGACAGAAAAUGCCUUCUAUAUAGUGUAGUGGAGAUUUAAUGGGGUGAUGAUUUUGACCUCUGGGCUGGUCACAAAGUAAACAAACCCAUGUGUUUUCCCUUGCUUUUUCUCUUUACACUGCACACACGCUUGCCACACCUAAACACACAAACACACACACACACACACCUAUCCAGCUGCGAAGGACUCUCAGAUCCUGGAGCGAGAGCGUAAGGCCAAGCUGCAGGUGGAGCGUCAGAUGGAGGAGCGGCAGAAGAAGCUGGACGAGCAGCGCAGGAAGGAGGAGCAGAGACGGUCAGCUGUGGAGGAAAAAAGGAAGCAGAAACAGGAGGAAGAGAAGGUACGGGUCCCUGGGGUCCUCCUCAACACCAGGGCGGCGCUACAGAUACAGCUCUUAUUUUGUGGACUACUUUUGUAGCCAAUGGCUUGGGAAUGGUGUAAAUGUGUGCACUAAACUGGAUUAUGCCGAUAUCCAUAGUAAGCAAAAAUUAUCUAUUUGAAUUGGGACGGAUGAAUUGCAGUGACUAAUCAGAUGUGCACCUAUCACGAGUUGACUACUUUCACUGCUCAGGUUCAUGGUAUUUUAUGGUGUAGCCUAAUUGACAGAGUUAAUGCUAUGUCUCGGUUAGUUCAUGAGUGAACAACUUGAGGAAAGAAUGCAUACUUUGUUACAGUGUUAUGAAUGAAACCAUAUCCUGUUUGAGCUUUUCAUGGAUGUCUGCUGCAGGAAACUCAUUCCCUCAGUGUUCUUAUUCCAGCCAGAUUGGCACUAGUGGCCUGUUGCUUUGCACCACUGCUAAGCAGACAAAUGCAACUCUACCGCCCCAGAACAAUGUAGUGUUGGUAUUCAAUAUGAAAGACUGAAUCAUUUAAAACAUAUUACAGGGAUAUUAAUUUGGCUUCAUCUAUCUAAUAGCACAUGAUCUAACGUUGUCAUCACCCCCUACCGUUUCACUAUGAUCAUAUUGUAGUGAACUGUUAUUGUCAGACUGAAAAUUGCAUUUCUCUUCGAGUUACCGACUCACAUCAUUCUGGUACAUAGGCUCAUAUUGUCAUUUUUGUACCAUUAUCCGUUUUACCCUGUUUAUUUGGGUUCCGGAGACCAAGAGUAUUACUUUGUCAUGUGAAUGACUUUGCAUUCCUCCACUCUCCCCUCUCUCUCUCGCUCUCUUGCUCUCUUCCCCUUUCCUCCUCUGUCUCUCUCCCCUUCUCUCUCUCUCUCUGUGUGUGUGCUGCAGGAGCAUUAUGAAGCGGUGAUGCGGCGGACCCUGGAGCGCAGCCAGAGAGUGGAGCAGAGGCAGAAGAGGUGGUCCUGGGGAGGACUCUCAGAAUCAGACAACCGAUCAGGUAAGGAAUCCUCCACCAUUCCACUUUGCUCUCUAUACCAUAUGGAUAGGACUGCUAAGUGUAUAGGACUCCAAGUAUGUGUGUAAGGAGUUACGGUUUCCUGCUUGUCUGACAGCGGACUCUGAAAAACGCAGGUCGGUAAAACUUGCUGUCUCAUCCUCACAGCGACUGGCUCGUUAUUGGUUCGCUGUCAGCUGGAGUUAUGUUGAUAGGCCUCGGUAUAUGUUCUGUGUAUGUCCAUGGCUUGCUUACCGACGUUUCUCAACGUUUUCUAUGUUUUUCUUUUGAAGUCUGAAUGCCUUUUAGUUUAAUGGAGCAUACUCUUAAUGUGCAGUGAGCGAUGGCAUAGCUGCCAUACUGUAUCUCAAAGGAUGUUUUUCUUUCAGACACAGCAUUUAUUAUUUAGAAUCAUAUAGGGGCUGUUUCCUAGACACAGAUUAAGCCUAGUCCUGGACAUAAAGUAUAAUCAAAGAUAAUCUCCAUUUGAAAGUGCUUUUUAGUCCAGGAUUAGGUUUAAUCUGUGUAAGGGAAUCCGGCCCAUACUUUAUAAAACCAAUGUUCAUAUUAUAGGGCAAAAAUAUGUAGGUUAUCAGGCCAUUUGACACUUAUGUGGACUGAUCCCAAAGAGCCUCAUCCGAGUCUUAUCAUGUGAGCUUGUUUCCUAGCAUCUGUGUUGUGGGCUCUGACUGUCAGAGAUGGAAAUCUACUGAUGGUUGUCAGCCAGCCCUGUUCCUCCUCCUCCCUCUCUCUCUGCAUCUGUGGGCAGUAUGUGUCUGCUCCUGUCUCCCCGCUGAGAGCCUCUCUGUCCCCCACAGAAGACCCUGACGCAGGCGCCUCCUCUCCAGUAGCUAUAGUAAUCUCCCCCGCGUCUCCAGAAAAGCCCCCCAGGACACAACAAGGUGCAGGUUGAACUGGUUGAUACCUGUACUGUACCCACAGCAAAGCAGCACGGACUGGCACUGUUAUGUUAACCACCAGCCUUUCUCUUACUCACUCACUGCCUCACUAAUAUCUUCCUGGUUCUCCCAGGGAUGGGUUGAUGUUGCUUGUAUGCACAGGUCUAGGAUCAGCUUACCCUCCCCCAAUCCUAACAUUAACCAUUAGGGGGGGAAAUGCAAGGCUGACCUUAGAUCAGCAUGUAUGGGCAACUUCACUGUCACUUCUGUCCCAGAAUCAUGUGGACUUCUUUCACUCUCACUCACUUUCAAGCACUUCCAGGUCAGGUGUCACAUCAUGGAGGCACUGAGCUCUCUGAGCAGCACUGCUGUUGACUGUUUAAUGCAUGUGCCAACUAAUGUUGACUUUCUCUUGACUGUUCACCUGUGCUAUCUAUUCAUUGGAUGUUUUCUGGAUUUUCAACUCUUUUCACUAACUGCAGUGCCUGCCUAUGAACUGGAAUGGCUUUGGUCUGCUACUUGAUGUUCUGUUAUCAAAAUGUAUUAUAUCAAUAUUCAGUAGUGCCUUAGAGAUCAAUGUUUCUUUUAAACAUGGACCCCACCGGUGUAGUAUAGAAUUGAGACUAAAUGAGUGUUGAAUGUUAAAGGCAGGUCAUUAGGACCCUGCAGAACCCUGUCCUCCUCCCCCUCCCUCUGUCCUUUCCCCCUAUCCCAGUCUCCCAGUGGUCAGCCUCCUGUAUAACCCCCUCCUCUCUUCCUGUCUGUGUAUCUCUCCCUCCUCCCCUUAGUUGACAAGCGCUCCACUUCCACCAUGAACCUGAAACAGCUGGCUGAGGCUGGCAUCAACAAGCGCCUGUCCUCCUCCUCCGCCACCCUCAUCAACUCUCCCGACAAAAGUAAGUCCCCUUCCCUCCCUCCUGCAUUCCAUCCUACCCUCCACCCAGCCGCUGUCUCAGCCCACUGUCACUGUUAUUGUCACUGCGUUGACCCUCUCCUUCCCGUGUCCAGGAGCUGAGUGACAAGCCAAUCAGCGGAACAUUAAGAGACUGGUAAACCAAUGCCGUGGCUCGCUGUCUCUGACGUCAACCAAUAAUAAACCCAGCAUGAACUUGUGAUUCCAUUGCAUCCAUUUACUGUUCACUUCCAAUUUUGUAGUGCAUUUUGUGACACAGGGAAGUGUCACAGAAUCGUAAGGAGUUGCCCCAAAGCAUCCAUGAUGUAUUUGUGAUCUCUUCUAUCCUCUUCAGUUGUCUUUGUACUGUACCUCCCUUUCUAAUGCUAAUGCAAUUCAUCCUGGUUUGAUUCACAGGGAAUUGCAUUGUUUCUGACCUCUCUGAGAAGCACAAUCAUUCUAGGUCUAACCGUUCUCUCUCCACAGCUUCCUUUUCCUCCACCAUCGCCAAGAUACUCACAAUGUUGUUUGUCCUCUUUCUCUCACUCUCUGAUAUUGCUGAUUUCACGCCUUCUCAACCUGUCUCUGUGUCAAAUUCCACUAGCCUGUUUCCUUUUUCACCAGGGUUAGAAACACAUUCUGAUAAUGUCGGCACAUUUCUUUUGUAAUAACAAUCCCUGUAACCUUGUGCCUUCCUCUGGUACGAUGAUGGGAAGGGACAAAUUGGGACAAAUUGUUAAGACCAACUACAGCAAUGUUUCUAUGACUGUGUUAUUGUGAAGGAGACGGAAAGAGAAAUGGCUGUGUCACUGUUUCACCCUGGGUGUCUACUCGUUGUCUCUCAGGUGCUCGUGUGAGGAGUUCGUCAUUGAACCGGUUGCCUAGAAACGACAAAAUCGACCUAUACACUCAGCCCAAUAAGGAAGGCAUGAAAAAGCUUCAGGUGGAACAGACAGGUGCAUAUUAAGGCCCACGUUCAACACAACCCUCCUUCUCAUGCUCCACACUCCCUCUAAUAGGUCUGAUCAACCAUUGCCUGGUGUGGCUCUGAGGCUCCUUACAACCCACUGGGCAAAGAUGUCAAUUCAGCGUCUGUUCCACGUUGGUUCAACGUGGAAACAACGUUGAUUCAACCCGUGUGUGCCCACUGGGAAGGCCCUCUUUCAGCACAGUAAACGAGUGCCUAUAGAGAUUUUCAGAUAAUUGAUCUAGAGUCUUUGAAAGUGUUCAGUUUUUUGCAUGUUUCUUAGAGCUAAAUGAAUGUUUUGUUAGGACUGAUUAGUUGACAGAUGCAGGCUAACACCAUGCACUACUGUGGUGCUGGACAUCAUGUAGCCCUCUGUCAAGAUGGAGCCAGUAAUCAGAUUAUGACCAGUACAAUGUCUUUGUUCCUUCUACUCACAUGGACCAUACAGUGCCAUUUAUCCACACAGUCCACUAACAUGGACUUUUAAGGCCAAUUGAUUUGUACUGUAAUGAGAACAAAAUAAUACUACAUUAAAUUAAUGUGGUUCUUGAGGACCUUUAUGAGAACAUGCCCCACCCCCUCUGUCCCUGAUAGGCUGUAACCCCACUCUCCUGUCUGUAGGACCCUCCCUGAAGAAGAGAAGCUCCUCCCUGACACGAGCUGGGGGGGGCAAAACACAAACCCCCUCCAAGCUUGAUAAGGGGACGACGGACGACCAAGGUGGC